Molecule: messenger RNA, 3773 nt
Organism: Bursaphelenchus xylophilus (pine wood nematode)
Lineage: Eukaryota; Metazoa; Nematoda; Chromadorea; Rhabditida; Aphelenchoididae
Source: the annotation of a GenBank genome assembly
AUGGCCAUAUUUAGGAGCUUCCGAUCACUUGCCUUCCUUUGUUUGGUUACGGUAGGUCCCCCCUCUGUUAUCGCCCAUUUCUUGCAGGUUGUUUUUGCCGAGUCCAAGACCAUCUUCUACCGAUUUCAUGACAAAAAUAGUAAGUUUUAAAUGUGAUUAAUAGUUCUACGGAUUUUUUUGUGAAAAACGCUAAUGCUUAUAAUUUUUUUUCGUUUGUUACAAGAUUUUUUUUUUAGAUGCCUCAAUCAACAACUGUAUACUCAAAGCCAUGGACAAACUGCGACAAGAGACAUGCCUCACAUUCUCCAAGGUCCCAAAACCAGUAAAGGAAAGAGUAAUUUCCUUUAUUGAAUCCAAGUAAGUACCGGAAAUAAGUCAGUGAUUAAUUUUGCACUUUAGUCACUGCGCGUGGCAAGACAACAAUUCUACUGUACACAUGGCCACUCAUUGUCUAAAUGUAAGCGCAUACCCCAACAUGAUUAUUACUUAUGUGAAUUGUAGGACGAUACUUGCACUAACAUCAUCAGCAAAGCCCUGACCAACGAGAGACCUCAGUAUGGAGUUGUCAGACAUUUAAAUUUGAAAUUUAAUUGCACAGGUAAGAAAAACGACCGGUCGGCCUGAUUAGCUGGCUCUAAUUCGAAAAUCAAGGGGCUGGAGUGGGGAGGAACAGGGCGGGGGCAGAUGUGGAGGGAUUAGUCCAGUCAGUUAUGAUCGCUUUGGCGGAAAGCGCGAGCAAUUCGAGCUGUGGGGACAGCUGUUUUCGCAACCAAUUUGUAAUUAGCCCGUUCGAAAUCAUGUUAAUUUAUUUCUCUUAUGUAAAUUCGUGACCGUUUAUGGUAGCGUAUUAGUCCAAAUUAAACGGGCAAUCAAGAAUAAUUGGCGGUUCCUCCGGGGGAUGGCCAGAGGAUAUAAAAGUGGAUCGGGCAGCUGUCCGAGUUUCUUAACUUCAUGCCCACUUAAUUUCUGAAGCUUUGCCUAAUCGUGAGGGCUAAUUGAAUCCAAAGUCAGUGCCCCGGAAACCCGAUCUCAUAUUGGAUGGACAUAAAAAUGGGUACACUCGACCCAUCGGGACUAAUCAAAUAAGAGAUGCGCACACCUUGUUGACCUUCGGCACGAGGAAAAACAACUUGAGUGAAGACUUCCGAAAGAAAGUUUCUUUCUCCUGCCGAGAGUCGAGAGUGAAUGGCCGAGAGUGUAUGUCCAGCAGAUCAGAAUGCUUUGUUUGCUCAUCCUCCGGAUUUGUCCAAAUCUCUUCCCUGAAAAGCCAAAUUCUGAUAAUCCCUCGUCCAAAUAAAGGUUCGGGAGUCGCAGCGAUUCAAUAGAACAGGCCAAGGUAUUAGAACCGUCGGACAUUGGUUUGAUCAUACGCCAUUAGUGGGUGACUGAAUUUAUGGGUGACGCAGAGUCGGGUGGUGCAGGUUCGGGUGAGAACUUUCGGGUGAUCGCAAAGUCGGGUGAUGCAAAGUCGGGUGGUGCAUAUUCGGGUGAUGGAAUUUUGGGGUGGGGGAAUUCUCGGGUGAUGAAAAAUAUUGCACUGAAGGCUACUAAAUAUAAAAUAUUGUACUAAUGGCUACUAAAUAUGACGUAAUAUUGGUAAAAUCUUAAAAUUUUUUAAAUUUUAUGCUUUUUGGGGUUUUCAACCAUCACGAAUCCAAAAAUAGAAACCAUUUUGUUCGAAAUUUUCUGUGAAUAUCAGUCUGUCGGGAAAAUAACGGCGGAUCGUCGCAGCAAAAUGUCUCGCCUCGCCGCUAUCGCGCACCAAAUCCCAAGCCGCGGCUUGCAGUCGCAAAGCGAUGAUGAGCGACUCCGAGGCGCGACGAUCCGCCGUUUUUUUCCCGACAGACCGAUACUAUUUUUCUGCGAUAAUUUUCGAAAAUUUAUUUUUGUUUUUUUUUUUUGAAGGUUUCAAUGUCACGUCAUAGUUAGUUAUGAUCAUUACAACAUCGUCCAAAUCACCAUAGAAAUUUCCCACUUCAAAAUGGUUUCCAUUUUUGGAUUCCUGAUAUUCGAAAACCCCAAAACAAAUACAGAAUUCGGUUUAUUCAUAAAAUUUACAGUAAUUCUUAUAUUUACUUACAAUUAAAACAACAAUAGUAAUACACACAGAGAAUUUUGAACAAAAUGGUUUCUAUUUUUGGAUUCCUGAUGGUCGAAAACCCCAAAAAGCAUAAAAUUUAAAAAAUUUUAAGACUUUAACAAGAUUACGCCAUAUUUAGUAGCCAUUAGUACAAUAUUUUAUAUUUAGUAGCCUUCAGUGCAAUAUUUUUCAUCACCCGAGAAUUCCCCCACCCCAAAAUUCCAUCACCCGAAUAUGCACCACCCGACUUUGCAUCACCCGACUUUGCGAUCACCCGAAAGUUCUCACCCGAACCUGCACCACCCGACUCUGCGUCACCCAUAAUUUCCUGACCCCGCCAUUAGUUGUUAUUGGUCUUCAGUUUAAUGCCGAGGCCUUGGUUUAAAUCCUCUUUGCAAUGUUCGGGAGCCUUUAAAUCGCGAACAAUGCAAAGUCGUUAAAUGGGCAUAAAUGUCAUUGACGGGAUUCAAAAGCGCCGCUGUCAUGGAUCCGAAAGACAAUACGCAUUAUUUCAGAUAAAUGCACGACCUUUUGCCAUAAUGGAGGUACCCUUCUGGAGGAUUGCACUUGCAAAUGUGGGUACGGGUUGACCGGCAAAUUCUGCGAACAACUCAGUCUCAGCAGCCAUUUCAACGACCCUGCCUGUGGCAUCAUUAGGGCCGAAAGCGAAGGAACUUUGUCACUGAGGUAAGCUAAAGAUAAUUUAAUUUUUUUUAUUUUGUGGAAUCUUAAUUUUCGCCCUCCUUAGCAUGGUUUAUUUUUAGAGUUUUUAAGUCGUCAACUUGACGCAUUUCUUUGUCAAAUUGCCGUAAUUUCCGUCAUGUCAAAUCGUUCUGUCAUUUCGACUGUCAAAUUAAACUUUUUGGAAAAUUCUUGUUGUUUUUUGCAAAAAAUCGUAAUAAUUUACAAUUUUUAGGAGCUAAAUUUCUCCUUGUUGUCAAAACGACCGAUGAAAUAAGCAUUAAAAAUAGUUAUGACAAAUAAAAACGGUAUUCAUCACAGUCUAUGUUAAACUCGCGUGUGAAAGCUUCGAACAUCAGAAUUUUCAAUUCAACCAAAAUGACGGAAAUUUGACGUCAUUUUGAAAAAUCCUGUCAAAUUUACAACCCUAUUUAUUUUUAUUUCAUAAUUUUGGAUUUAUUCGUCCGUUUUGACGUUGCGCAACACAUGAUUUACGAUGUUUUUAUUUCAUUCUAGUACUUACCCCGGCGAGAAGGAUGGAAGAGCGUUCUGUCAGUGGCUUGUCAAACCCGCAAACCCUUGGGAAACCAUCGAAUUUGAAUUUCUGGAGAUGGAUUUGAAUUCCCAAGAUCUCUUAACUAACUCGGAUUGCGCUGACAGCUUCGUUGUGCUGGGAUCCAAGGAUAUCAAGACACAGUAAGUUGAAGAGACAGGCAUCCUAACAAAAUGAUGGCAAUUAGUAAUUAAUAAAAUACUAUUCUUUAGAAUCCCCUGUAACGAAAAGUUCAAGCAAUACAAGAACAAACUCUACCGCUCGGAUGGAGAUUGGGUCAUGUUUGUUUUGAAUGGAAACUCGCACAACAAGAAAUUUAGAGGUCCCUUGAUCAGAUAUAGGAUUGUUAACUCAUCCAACAAAGAGAUCAGAUCAUUCAGUCUGGAUUCCUUCAUCAACUCCGCCUCAACGAUCGGUCUUGGCCUUAUUCCUUUCGUGGCCUUCAUUUUGUCCUUCUAA